AUGAAGCUUUCCGUUGUCACACUCUUCCUCGCCGCCGAAGCCGGCAGAGCCCAGCGCAAGGAGAACAACAGGCUCGAGAACGCGCAACGAGAGGCUGCGAAUGCAGUCCUCGCCCAGAUCGCCGAGCAGAACAAGCUCGCCAAGCAGCUCGGCAAGGACGAGCCCAAAGACGCCGUCGGUGGAGUCCAAGUUGGCGGAAUCCAAGCUAGAUCCGGAGCCAUGUUUGGCGAUGAUGUUUCUGAAGGCCCACGUGGACCACGAAAGACCCCAUGGACCCCAUGCGGCGAAGGCAGCUCCGUUGACGACUCCCAGCCCGAUGUGAAGAAGCAGUCGGACUACAACCGAUGCCUCCGAUACAGGGACUACGGAUGGGACGCCGUCCGAUGCCUCAACUGGAAACACAGCGGCAAAUGGAGCGAAGCCAUGGCCGAAGGAUCUGAGUGCGCCGUCGCUUGUAACGAUAUUUUCAACUCUGACGCUCAAAUGUCCCUGGAUGACGGAUUCUGCAGUGACAAGUUCAGAAACUAA
This is a messenger RNA of Oikopleura dioica, 528 nucleotides long. NCBI's taxonomy places the organism in Eukaryota, Metazoa, Chordata, Appendicularia, Copelata, Oikopleuridae. The record is from the annotation of a GenBank genome assembly.